UCGCUCCCUCUGACGUCAGAAGCGACUGAGAAAGUCCACCUUGAGUUGAGUUGGCGAUGAAUAGGCCCGCCAGCAGAUGGCACUGCUGCAGCGUGACACGCGCUCAGCUCAGUUUUCUGGUUCCAUCGCAUCGAGAGGCGUCUGUCGGGUUGUUGACGCUGAACCUUCAUGGAAGCUCCACACGCGUUCAAACUGGACUACAAAAGCAAGGGCCUUGUAAAAGUCACAGUCUGCAGUCCUGACUCCACCUGCAGCGCUUGUGUUGCGCCGAACUCCGUCAGAAGCUUGGUUCACUCAAGCAGGAAACUGAACAUGAAACAAACCUCUCAUGGUUUCUAUUGCGUCUCGAGGCCGGCGGUUCUGCAGACUUCCUCCUGAUGCAGCGAAUGGAAAAACACUCAUCAGUCGAGUGCAGACGUGAGAGCCAACAUCAGCGUGUGUGGGGGUCCGGUCCAGUGCAGGCAACAGAACUUCACGAUGGCCUGCAGAGGAGCUCUAUUUCUGGGCUCCCUGCUGUUCCUGGUGCAACAGGGACAGAGCCUCGUGCACACUGAAGCGCAGGCCGGUCCUCUGUACCGCGUGGUCGGCUCGCCGCUCGCCCUCUCCUGCAGAACCACCGGCUUUGUCAACAACCACACCACCAAAGUCUUUGAGUUCCGCGUCCAGAAACCAGACAAGCCCAAUUUUGAGCACAACAUCAUCAAAACCAGCGAGCUGGACUUCUCCUACAGCGCGUACAGGCGGCGGGUUGAGCAACAGGAGAUCACGCUGACCCACACCACACCUAACUCGGUUUUGUUUGAGAUCAAAAGUCUGCAGAAACAGGACGAAGGCGUGUACGAGUGCAGUGUGGUGGACUCCGAGUUUGGCCACUACGGGACCUACAACGCCAAGACCUCCGUUAAAGUGAUCGACGACUCGCUCAGCGUGGCUGCGCUCACCCCCUCGCUGAGCCAGCGCGAGGGCGACGCGCUGGCGCUGACAUGCCAGGCCUCCAGCGACACUGUGCAGCACACCCACCUGUCUCUGACCUGGUUCCUCCACAGAGACUCGGAGGAGAGCGCACAGCCCAUCAUGACUCUGGACAGAGACUUCACACUGCGGCCCGGCGAAGGCUUCCAGAGCCGCUACAAGGCCGGGCUCGUACGGCUGGACAAGGAGGGCGAGGCCUCCUUCAACCUGGCGCUGGCUCGGCUUGAGCUGUCGGAUCAGGGCCGGAUCUUCUGCCAGGCUCGGGAGUGGAUCCAAGAUCCGGAUCGCUCCUGGUACCCCAUCGCACAGAAGGCUACUCAAGGGAGCAGAGUGAAUGUCACAGCGCGAGCGGCGGGGGCAGACACGGCGGCUCUGGCGGUGAGACUGAGUGUCCAGCGGACUGCUCUCCACGAAGGCCAGCCGCUCACCUUGAGCUGCGACGUGGACUCCCAGAACCUGGAGGAGAAGUUGGUGGCCGUCGCUUGGCUCAGAGACGCCGCGGUGCUUGCUGAGAUGGGCCCGACGGGAAUUCUGUCCGUUUCCACGGAGUCCAGAAGCCGCGCGAAAGACGGGAGUCUCGGAGCCAGCAGGGUCGGGGUGAGAGACUACCAGCUGGUCCUGACGUCCGUGAGAUGAGAAGACCAGGGGGAGUACAGGUGCAGAGCCUGGCUCGCCCUCACUCCCCUGGCACCGGGAACACCGCAAGACUCAGAACCCGUCCGAAUCACCGUCAGCACCACAGAGAGCCGACUGUCGGUGCAACUGCUGGCUCCCACAAGCGUCAAUGAAGGUGACACGCUGAAGCUAACCUGCCACGUUCAGGGAGUCAGCGGGCAGCUGGCCGUCACCUGGAAACGCCAGCGACCUUCGUCAGCCACAGAUGACAUCAUCAGCCUGAGCGAGGAAGGGGUUGUGGAGAAAGCGCCGAGCUUUGUGAAGCGCCUGGUGGCGGCUUCGAGGCCGGCGUCGGACGUCUUUGUGCUGGAGCUGGACGCGGUCACGCCGGCUGAUUCCGGCGAGUAUAUCUGCGCCGUGUUCGAGCGGACCACCAGCGAGAAGAGCAGCAGCCAAUCACAGCAGGCCGCGGUCGCAGUUCGCUCGACAGAUUCUCUGGUGCGAGUGAACCUGUUGAGUCGGCAGACCGCGGUCACCGUGGGCGACAGCAUGGAGUUGCUCUGCAUCGUCACAGGACCUCAGCUGCCGCUGACCGUGACCUGGAUCCUGCAGCAUGAGGGUGUGAUAGACGACAUCCUGCGGCUGCACUCGGACGGCUCCAUCAGCUGGUCGGCCCAGCAGCACCUGUACCAGCUGAAGGUUGAGAACCAGGGAGCUCGAAAGAUCUAUUACCUGCUGGUGAACAGCGUGAGCCUGAGGCAGGCCGGGAGUUACCAGUGCCAGGUGUCGGCCUUCCAGGACAACGUUCACAAGAAGCUCAACACGUCCAACUCUGUGACCGUCGCCGUGAGGAAUCCAGAGAGCCGACUCUCGGUGAGCUCCGCUCCGGAACUGACUGCCGACAUGGAUUCUGAGGUCCGGCUGGACUGCUCGGUCGCCUCGGUGACUUCUCCAUCCGCUCGCUACGCCGUCAGAUGGACCCUCCAGCGGACGUCCGGGAUUGUGUCCAUCAUGAGUUGGGACCAGGACUCGGUGUCGUCCGAGGCUGACGGCAGGAUCAGCAUGAGGCGCGCCCCAGGCCCCAGUUUCCAGCUGACCAUUCGAGGAGUCAGGCGCCGCGAUGCCGGGCAGUACCGGUGUGACGUGGAGGAGUGGCUGCAGGAUCCCAGAGGGGAAUGGUUCCGACUCUCAGCGGCGUCCACCGUCACCAACCUGUCGCUCUCAGAAGCAGCCAGCGACCUUCGCGUCAGUCCCACCAGGCAGCAGGUGGAGGCUGUGGAAGGAGAGGAGGUGGUCUUGACCUGCGUCCUGGACUCGCUCGCACCAGGGACCUCCAUCUUCUACAACCUCAGCUGGCUCUACCACGCGGCCCUGCUGGCACGGCUGGAUCACACAGGUCUUCUGUGGUACCCCAACACCUCGGAGCUCCACGGCCUGCAGGGGAGGCUGCAGCUCUCCCGGCCCACUGAACACAACUUCAGCCUGAGGAUUCAGCCGGUCAAAGUCGAGGACAGCGGGACCUUCUGGUGUGGCGUGGAGCCGUACCAGCUGGGCCGAGACGGCGGAUGGCAGCAGACAGCACCUGCUGCCGCCGGCUCCAUCGCUCUCUCCGUCUCAGCUGCCCAGGUGCAGCCUGGCUCCAACACGGGCCUCUGGAUGGGAGUCCUGGUCGGCAUCAUCGCCCUGCUGCUGCUGGCGCUCGCCCUGCUGCUGGUGAAGAGCUGCCGCAGCAAACCUGCGCCCAAGAAGACGGCGGAAUCUCUGUGGGCAGAAGGGCAGAAGCUGAAGGAGUGAUGGGACCGUCCUUCUCCAGCCUCAGCCUGCCGCAGCACCUGCCGAUGCAGGACCUUCACCAGUCAGGUGACUCGGUCUCAGCCGCCAUCGCCUCGACCUUCGUCUCUGCUCGCUCCAUCCUUCGCCCCGCUCAUCUCCACGCUUCUUUCCCUUCCAUGCUCUGUGAUUUUCAGUGACACUUUUCAAAUUAAACUCUAGAAAGCUUCAUCUCCAUCAUUUGUCUGAGCUCAGCAGCAGGAGGAGGCCACAGAGCUUCAGGUGCUGCUGGCCCCACAGGAAGCUUGGUGGCAGCUCAGCUGCUGCGGCCAGGAGGAAUCAGGCAGGAAGUGAGCUGAGUUGCCAAAGCGGCUCAUGACGUCUGUGUGGUCUGCUCCGGCGCUGAGACGUGACCCACACAAGACUUUUAGAGAAGAGUUUUUCUGUGUCAUGCACGCCAUCUGAAGGGGAACGUCUCCGGGAGGACUGAGGCGGGGUGAGCGGUGGUGAGCCGCGUGUGGUCAGAACAACUUUCUAUACUGUAGCCAUUAGUGACUUUAAGGACUUGAGGGUCUGUGCUUUGAAUCGGUGGAGUAAACAGAUCUGUCACGGAACCAGGAAGUGCUGGACCCAAAUGCUUGUAGUGUACAGUGUAUAUAUUUAUUAACCAGGACCCAAAUAAAACAAAGACGGAGGAGGAGGAACCAAGUGUGUGACUGAACCAGGAGAGAGAACAAGAACCAGCGACCGAGGAGAACAACCUGAAACAAACAGGAAGUUAGCAACAAACACAGAAAAAGGAGAAGAGAAACCUCAGCGGAACUAAACACACCACACAACAACGAAGAGUGAACAGAAUCAUGUGGUGGAAAAACUCUCAGAGAAUGAGGGUCAGAAGGAGCGUGGAGGGUGAAAACCACACUCUUGGUGAGAAGCUCAAGCACCAGAGAAAACAAGGGGAUGGAGAGAGAUCACUUCUCCAGCGCAGGAGCGUGGAGGAGCUGAGGCCACCAACUGGAGCCAGGAAGCUUCUGAAGGCUCACAGCUGCUGAGGUGAUGCGGGGACUGGCUCCAGCUGGGCCUCAUCACCCGGCAGAGGACCGCAGGUGGACCCCCAGAAACAGCAGGUCCAGGGGCUGGUCUGAAGCCGGGAGCGAGCAAAGAGCCCCGCCCACUAACCUCGUAUCCCUGAAUCAACUCCAUCAAUCUUUCACAGCCCAUCUGUUUUUUCGGCAAAGAAAACAAGUGGAUUCUGUGUCUGGGCGGUUCAGCGAGGCGUCUUGACGCCGGAGAGCUCCCGGGCAGGGAGGAGCGUGAGUCGGGGGAGACGUGGAAGUCCAGUCGCCUCGCUCACCACCAGCACCAGGACCGUUCUCAGCCUCAUAGUCUGUCACUGCUGCAACAUUUAUGGCCCCGAAAGCUCCACACCAUCUGCUGGGUUUCACUUCCAGACACCCAAAAUAGAUCAGCAGUGAUCGGCCUCCAGGGCUCCUCAUCGCGCUCGUGACGUGGGCACCAGACUUCAACAACUCGGAUGAGAAGAACCUGCGCGCAGCAACACAGCUCCACCACAAACAUCCUGUACAGACAGACAGGAAACUUCUGCGGUCCAGUCUCUGACGCGCGGAACCUUGUGCUGCAGCACACCAGCUCCACCAGCAGGGGAACAGGUGGAAGUGCUGCUCUUGAAUCAGAGAGGGGGGGAGAAAUGUUUUGGGAGCAGUCACCACCUCAGUGUGCCUCCUCUCCUGAGGGACCUCGCUCGCACCACUUCAGUAGAUGUCGGUGAAGACACGGCCAUUCUGGAUCAGUCGCUUUUCAUUGAUCUAAAGUGGCCUUUUUGACACACAGGUGCAUGUUAAAUAUCUUUCUUGAACGUUUUCCAUCCAAGUGCUGUCAGGGUUACUGCGGUGUGACGCCUCACCUGACUUGUCAUUGUCUGAGACUUCACGGAUCCUGAAGUGCUCAGACUCUGUGGUCGACUCACAGAGUGGCAGCAGGACUGACCAAUCACAGCAAGUUGAGAGUGGGCGGGGCCUUCAUGAAGUCCAAGUCCGUCGAAUGGCUCCCACCUGCCGCGGGGUGAUGAUGUCACAUCCGGCCGCGGCGAGCGUUUUGUUGAGUCAGAGAAACAUGAGCGUGCGUCUCUCCCAGGGCAGGUGCAGCGGUGCCACAGGCGGUUUUGUUUGCCACCUAUCCUUGGGGUCCUCACUGGUGAUGACUCGUCCUUGUCCCGAUCCGCUGGUGCGUGUCGGCGCUGAAGACUCGGAGGCUCCACAGCCAAGCUCUCUGCUGCAGGAGAGGCUAACGUGUCCUUGCAGGAGACGACGACACGAGAGUGGAGAACACUGUCGCCUUCUGCUGCAGGAGUCUCCAACCCUCUUCUGCCCUGAUUCAGCGACCUUUUCACUCCAGCUGAGACUCUGACUUGCCCUGUCACUGACUUCUAGAGGGAGCUGUCCUCUCCAACAUUGGCAGAAUCACCACAAAAGCUAAAGCUCUAUUUCCCACUGGGGCUCAGUUGCGUUUGGGCUCCUGAUGCCGACUCUGCUCUGGAAAACGGAGCUGAGGAGAGGAAACCCGUCCACGAGUCACUCGAGUCAGGACCCAGGCCGGUCAAGGGUCAGUCACCAAAGACCAAAGUCUUUUCUGGUCUCAUCUGUGAGCAAGUCCAGCUCCAGGUCCAACUCAGCCCAUGGAGUCACUCUGUUUUCGUCUCAUUCUCACUUUCCCGAAUCCGUUUCAGACUUCUGUCUUCAACAAGUCCAAUCCAACGUCCUGGUUUGUGACUGUGUAGUGGACUUCUUUGUUGAGGGAGUCUGUCUCUGGUCCUUUCCUGAUUCACUGGGUCGAGUGACACUGUGUUCUCUGACUGAAGAGGAGUCAGUCCUCACCAGAGGACCUGGGUCAAGGUCGGCUCCAGACCCUGACCUCCAGUUCAGAGGAGCUGGAGUUGAUCCUGGAGUUCUGGAGGCUGUGACAGAAGGGGAUCAGUCACCAGGGGUGGAGCAGCACAUCUGAGCCUGGGGGAGAGGACAAGAAGAAGAAGAAGAAGAAACCUCCAUCCACUGCCCCCUGCUGGGUGCAGUGAGAACUGAAGCAAUUGGGCACAGCAGAG
Synchiropus splendidus (mandarinfish) is the source of this 6475-nucleotide messenger RNA. RefSeq names its product immunoglobulin superfamily member 2-like. The transcript is spliced from 9 exons. NCBI's taxonomy places the organism in Eukaryota, Metazoa, Chordata, Actinopteri, Syngnathiformes, Callionymidae. The record is from RefSeq and is a predicted model, not a curated record.